UCCCGGAAGGAGACGUGGUUUUCGGGAGGAAGGAGGAAGCGAUGGCGGCGGCGGAGGCCGAGUGGGAGCCGGCGGGGCUGCUGCCGGCCCCGGGGGGCGGCCUGGACUGGGAGACGGUGCUGGGCGAGGAGCUGAGCGAGCUGCUGGGCGCCGCGGAGCCGCGGCGGGACCCGAGGGACGACCACGACGAAAAUGAUCUCUAUAACUUUCAUUUUGAUUUGGAUUUGAUGUCUUGGGACUCAGACCUUUGGAAUAUUACAGGCCAUGCUUAUGCAGAUACAAGUGUGAAGACAGAACCCUUAUCACCAGCCACUUCAAAUUGUUCGGUUCCUUCUCCAUCGUCUGUGAACUCUCCAGUGCAGAAUGUGCCUGAUGAUGUGGACUUCAACUGUAGCUCUGAGAUGUCUCCCAUCUCUCUCUACAGCAAGAGUUGCAGAAGCCCUGCAUCCCCUGAGGGAGAUGGAGGGAAGAAGCCUGCUGUCAGCAUCACUUCCCGGUCUGCAAAUAAUUCUGCAAGAACCCUGAAGAGAUGUGGCCAGACAGUGUCCAGGCCUUUGAUACAACCCAAACCCCUUUUGCCUGCUGUACCUGAAGCUCAGGCUAACAUUGGCAUCCCAGCUAAAACCAUCAUUAUUCAGACUCUUCCCACGCUCGUGCCACUGCCAAAGCAUCAGCCAGUUGUUAACAUCCAGCCAGCACCUCCUAAAGGUCAAUCCGUGGUGCUCCCCCAGCCUGCUGUGGUACAGCUCCAGGCUUCUGGGGUGCUUCCUGCCUCCCAGCCAGUCAUUGCCGUCACCAGAGGGACCGUGCCACUUCACAAUCAUACGGUGAAUGCGCUACCUCCAGCUGCUGGAAAUGGCUCAACAGGCGGCAAAAUGCCAGUGACUCAGCCCUUGCUUCAGAGCACCACACCAGCCAUGGGGCUGGAUGUCAAUGUCUUGAGACGGCAGCAGCGCAUUAUCAAAAACCGGGAGUCAGCGUUUCAGUCACGGAAGAAAAAGAAAGAAUACAUGUUGGGACUGGAGGCAAGGCUGGAGGCAGCCUUAUUGGAGAACGAGAAACUCAAGAAAGAAAACAGCACACUGAAAAGGCAGCUGGAUGAAGUAGUAUUAGAGAACCAGAAGCUCAAAGUAUCAUCUCCAAAGAGAAUGACCCUGUGUGUGAUGAUGAUACUGGCUUUCAUAAUGUUGAAUUAUGGUCCAUUGAGUGUAUUUGAAAAGGAUCCCAGUGGAGUUGAUUCCACUUCCAGUUCCAGCCACCGGACCAGAAAUCUUCUGGAGUUCUCAGCUAGCCAGGAGUCCAGCACAGCUCAGAAAAUACCUGGGGACAUCAUUCCUGAGAAGAGUAAUAGGUAUGAUCGUUCUGUAUCUGAUAACAAAGCACUGAUGAUAGUCUCAGAAGAACCACUGUUAUAUAUUUCACCACCACCACCCCCCUGUCAGCCCCUGAUCAACCGGACAGAGUCCCUCAGGCUGAAUCAUGAACUUCGAGGAUGGGUUCAUAGACAUGAAGUGGAACGAACAAGAUCUAGAAGGUUGUCAAAGCACCAACAGCAGAAAGCACGGGUUUUGCAGAGCUCCCUCAGUGAGAAGGCAGAUUCCCAGCUGAUGGCCAUGCCUUACACAGACACCAGCCUCAGCAGGAACUCAGGGAAUGAGCUACAAGUGUAUUAUGCCUCUCCAAGGAGCUAUCAAGAUUUUUUUGAAGCUAUUCGCAGAAGGGAAGAUACAUUCUACGUGGUGUCAUUUCGCAGAGACCACCUGUUAUUGCCAGCCACCACACAUAACAAGACCAGAAGACCAAAGAUGUCUAUAGUGUUGCCAGCUGUAAACAUCAAUGCUUUGAAAAAGAAGUCAGGCUGGUCAUUACUAGGACCUAGUUGCCAGGUCCCCUCUGGAGCUGGGGUGCUGGCAAAUCACCAGUGCCUGGUCACCGAGACAGUAACGAGAGGCUGCGUGACUUGGAGAGCAGUUCUGCAGUAUCUCCCUCAAGGACAGGGGUCCUGCCAUCCAGUCCCAGUGAUUUAUACACAGCUGAUUAAGGGUUACUUGAAUGUGAUCUAGCUUCUCGAACUUGGUGGCUACAAAGAUCCCACUGAGUGUAGAGACUGUCCUCAUCCUCUCAUUUGGGUUCCUCCUAUGCCUGCUUGGCAGGGCAAAUUCCUUGGCCUUACUGGUUUGUUAGGAUGCUGAUUGCCUUCCAUCGGCUUCCUCAGCUGUUUACCACUCUGUUACACAACACUCAGUGUGAGUGGGACCUCUCAGCACUGCGUGGUCACGAUUAAUAAUAAUCAUGUUACAGUGCUGCAGGACAGCAGAGAAAACAGCUUUGCACUAGGGGCACGGGCUUAUUGGCAAACAGAAAUUUCUUGAUCUGCAUUUUAGUCCCACAUGAGAGACAGGGCAUGAACUGUAUAUAUACAUAUAUAGAUCAUUAAUUCAUGUGGUGAGGAACUGCCAAGUUAGGACAUGUUUGGGGCACAAGGUCACUGUUACAGUCAUCAAACAUAUCGUGAACCCUGUAACAGUAUAAACUUUACUUUCUGAAUAUCUGUACACGUAAUGCUUUUUUGCGGUACAAGUGAAUCAUAAACCCAAAUGUUUUUGUUAAAUUCAAGCGUGCCUAAAACAUUGUCUGAUGAUGUAAAUUUCCAUAAACUAAGAAAAAAAAAAAAAUCAGCUCAGGCUUUUAACAUUUUGAUAAUUACACUUUCCCAUGCAGUACAGUAAACUGAUUGUGAUAGUCUAUAACCAGAUAUUUUAGGGGAAAUUUAUUAGAUGUAUCAGAACUAUUUUUGGCAUUUAUCUACCUGAAACUCCCUUUUCAUGUCCAUUACAAAAAUCCUUUUCUGGCUGAGCUGAAUUAUCAUGUGAAAAUGGUCACUUUAUCCCUUGAAGAACAAACACUAUUUCUAAAUUACAAAGUAUUUCUUCUUAACAUAUUACUGAGUCUUGUUUUACUUGAAAUAACUUUUUGGGUUUUGGAGUAAAUAUAAUUUGGAAAAUACACAUCAGAAUCCAGUGAUAAAUCUUAUCCUUCAUUAGUAGUGAAAUAUUGUGAAAUUUUAGUUACUUGAGUUCUUUGGGAUUUUUCUUCAAAACAUCAGCAUAAUCCAGGAAGUAAAAAAAUGUCUAGGGGUUUGGUCAGAGAUGUUGAAACAGAUGAGACACAAGGAUAGCAUUAAGUAAAGAAUGGCAUCAAACACUGCUUCCUGUGACACUUGGCCACGUAUUAGGAAAAAAAUUAUAAGAUACACGAGAGCCAGUAGGUAACUUGGCUUGAUUUUUAAUUUGAUUAUUAGUAUAUUACCUGGAGGAGAUGAUUCUCUAAGAAGUUCUGCCUGGAGAAGAACGCAUUUCUCUCCUUUGAGAACAUCAUUCCUCCAGCCUAUUCUGCCUCCGCGGGAACUGAGCACAUCCUGCACAAGCAUCUGGAAGUUAGCUGACAACAAAGCUUUCCUCCCAGCUGUCUCCUGUUCUUUUAAGCCCACCUCAAUUCUUUGUCCACCUGCAGAGAGUUGGCUGCUAGAAGAGGACAGGUCUCCCUGGGAGGAAUUGGCAAAACUUUCAAUGAAAGAACUUGUCCCCUCCUGCCUUUUCUCAUGCUUCAAGCAGAUCUCUGUGGAAGAAUGGAAACCUUUUCCACUGCCACUUGCUUGCCCUUCCUUUUUGCUGCCACAACCCUGGCAGUGGAGAUGAAGGGAAGGCAAGUGAAGCUUUUCAGAAAGUUUUUCAGAACUUCGCUUGCUUUCUUCUGCAGGAUGUUAAUUUGUCUGUGUACUAAAGUUUACCUGUGACAGUGUUUCCAAGCAUGAAACAGCUUACAGUUCAGUCGAGUACCCUUUGAACUGCUUGGACAGUCACUUUCCAGCAGGACUGUCAUCCUUUUCUGAUUGCACUUUGAUCGCUUGAGUGCCUUCUGAGUUCUGCUUAGAGACUCUGCCCUUAGCCGGCGUGAGCCGUUCCCAUCACUGUCUGCAGGGACAUGGAACAGGUAUGGACAAAGACUAGGAAGUAGAAUGAGUUGUCAGUCGCUGUCCUACAUGACUCUGCAUGGAGGUUGAUGACAAGGUUCUGCAAGACCAGUCUGGCAGUUUUCACCAGCGUACAAAGCAGAAUCAAGUUUACUGUUUUAAGAGUUUUUCUUAGAGGGAAGAGUUGGGGUAAGUCCGGCCUGUGGCAGCGCUUUGCAGCUAAUGGCAAAUCUCAACAUAAAAUUUUGUAGGAGACGGGUACGUGUAUGUGCAUUCAGUAAGGUGGAAGUUUAAGAGAACAGUAUUGUACAAAGCAAUAACAGUACAUCAUUCAUUUUCAAGAUCAAAACUUGAUAAAAACUAUUCAGUUGUUGUAUGUUGGAAAAGAGUAAAAAAAGGCCAUUACCUUGUACCUUUCUUCUGUGUGCUCCUUCUGCUGGUCCCUCUGCAAGCACAAGGAUAAGCCAGCGAU
Messenger RNA from Tyto alba (common barn owl), 4445 nucleotides. It is a transcript of the gene ATF6, whose product is annotated as activating transcription factor 6. The transcript has 16 exons. Gene Ontology annotation, cellular component: nucleus. Gene Ontology annotation, molecular function: RNA polymerase II cis-regulatory region sequence-specific DNA binding; DNA-binding transcription factor activity, RNA polymerase II-specific. Gene Ontology annotation, biological process: regulation of transcription by RNA polymerase II; endoplasmic reticulum unfolded protein response. NCBI's taxonomy places the organism in Eukaryota, Metazoa, Chordata, Aves, Strigiformes, Tytonidae. The record is from RefSeq and is a predicted model, not a curated record. The coding region runs from base 42 to 2063 and encodes 673 amino acids.